Mangifera indica (mango) is the source of this 620-nucleotide messenger RNA. RefSeq names its product protein SKIP34. The coding region runs from base 122 to 415 and encodes 97 amino acids. The transcript has a single exon. Lineage: Eukaryota; Viridiplantae; Streptophyta; Magnoliopsida; Sapindales; Anacardiaceae. The record is from RefSeq and is a predicted model, not a curated record.
GGACUGUACUAAGAUCCAACGGCCCAGAUUAACAAGCUUACAAUCAUUGAUCCCGGAAGUGCAAAAUCUUUUCUCUCGAAAAACCAAUCGAUAAUCGUCAUCGUCAAGAUCAAUCUGAAUCAUGUGCUACGGUCACCCUUACCGACGAUCAUUAACACCGGGCCCUUUCAGUCCUUCGCGAACUCAUCAGACUUUAAAUGAGAACGCUUUGGCAGUGGAGGAGUUGCGUGGCCGAUUGGCCGAGACGGAGGCGCGGCUGGAGCGAGCUAGAGCUCGAGAAGCCGAGCUUAGCCGCCGCCUUGAGGAAAUGAAACGAUUCGUUCUGGUAAUGGAGAUUCUUGAGACUUUCCUUAAACGACGGUUUCGCGAGCAGCAAGAACAACUCUCACAGCUCUUCUCUUCGCUUCCGAAGUAAAUAGGACUCUCUUGCCGGUGACUUUUUACUGAUUCCUUUUCUUUAUAGGAUUUAUUUCUAGUUGUUGAUGUUCUUUUUUGCUUUGUUUCUUUUGGAAAGAAUGUCGUUUUCUGCUCUUUGUAAUGUUUGAUAGCUAUGAGGAAUCGAUUACUGCCAGUGAUAUAUACAUUUAUUUUUGUAUCUUUAAUGUAAUCAGUGUUUUUUA